Molecule: messenger RNA, 9205 nt
Organism: Grus americana (Whooping crane)
Lineage: Eukaryota; Metazoa; Chordata; Aves; Gruiformes; Gruidae
Gene: SYTL2
Product: synaptotagmin like 2
Exons: 23
Coding region: 397-7425 (2342 amino acids)
Biological process (GO): intracellular protein transport; exocytosis
Cellular component (GO): plasma membrane; exocytic vesicle
Molecular function (GO): small GTPase binding; neurexin family protein binding
Source: RefSeq, a predicted model, not a curated record
CCUCAGACCAGCAGGGAGGUGGUGUGGGGCAGCGGUUGUCGGCUGGGAUGAGGGGAUGUUUUGUUUGUUCUUAAACACUGGAUAUGCUGGGUCAAUGAACUGUUACUCCAGGAAGCAGAGCUGAGAGGACAAGCUGAGGAGACAUCAUUGCAACGGCAAGCAGGAAUGCAACGCUUUCCCAGAAGUCUCGCAUCUAGGGAAGCAUGCACAUACUCUACUGCAAGAAAGCAACAUUUGGGGCUCUUUAAACCACUGACUGUAACCUGGUCCAGCUUUCUCAGUGCCUGCUGAAAAAGACUUUUCUUCUUCCAUACCUUUAAAGCAGACUACAAGACUAUCCUCCUCAGCAGGAUUUAAGAUCUUCCUGGACACUUUACCAUCCCCUACACACACAAGAUGAUUGACCUAAGCUUCCUAACAGAGGAGGAACAAGAGGCGAUAAUGAAAGUGCUGCAACGGGAUGCAGAGCUUAAAAGAGCUGAAGAAGAGAGAGUCAGGCAUUUACCAGAAAAAGUCAAAGAUGAUGUUCAGCUGAAGAAUAUGAGCGGGCAGUGGUUUUAUGAAGCAAAGUCAAAGAGGCACAGAGAUAAGAUACACGGAGCAGAUAUCAUCAGAGCUUCCAUGCGCCGGAAACCUGCCACUCUUGCUGAAAUGAGUCAGAACAAAUCAAAGAACAGCUGGGUGAGCAACGUUAAUAAAGAAGUCUUUGUGCCGCCAGAACUACAUGGCAUUGUGGAACAUCAAGAAGAAGAACCACUGCAAUCUAGUUCGAGAAUUGCCCAAGAAAUCCUUGUGUAUGAAAGCUUGACAAAUUGUUGUCAUGCAUUGUUAGUUGUUCUGCAUUCAAAUGCAGAACAAUCUUCAGCCUACCUCUUCAAGGAAAAGGUUGGAGAGGCUUCCAUUCAGAAUAAGGCAAGACAGUCAGCUUGGAUAUGCUUGAAUGGCUAUAUUGUUGCAGGAAAGCUGUAUGCAAGGCUUGUCUCCUACUAUGCAUUUGUACAAUACCUAGUAGCGCUUGAAUCUUUCACUUUCGUGGUCUGCAAACUGGGCACGCACAUUCACGAUGAACAGCACCAGAGUUCUAAACCAAUAACCUCUCUGUUAGACAAACCAGAGGAAAGAUCUACAAAGGCAGCAGUCUCACCAGUAAAGCAAAGGAGAAAUCCAUUUAAUUUCACUGCAUCAGGUGAUAACUUGAACAGUGGGGAAUUAGAAAACAGACCAGCCAUUCUACCUCAGCUAUCAAAUAAGGAAAUUUUGUCACCCUCAAAAGAGAGGCAACCUAAACCAAGCUUAGUAAAUGAUGAAACAGAGGAACAUAAGAAGCCUUCUGUAGAACCUACUGAUGAAUCACAGAAAGGACUAGUUAAGCGUCCUGUCCCAAAAGCCAGAAAAUUAAUUCACAAAGCAACGGAUCCUGUGUCACAAAGAGAAGACUUUGUUCCAAAACCAGCCAAACGGACCGAGAGGAUUAAUGGCAUUGGUACACCGCCCAGGGGCAUUCUGAAGCGCAGUUCAAGUUCAAGUUCCACUGACUCAGAAGUUCGUGUUAGUCAGAUGUUAGAUGUUCAGAAAAAGAAUGGUCUUCCUACAGCAACUAUUUUUGAAGGAGAAGCUGAGAAGAACUCUCUUACAGAAGAAGCAGAAGAUUCUACACAGAUUUCACUGGAAAAACUGAAACAAGUGAGGUUCUCAUCUAGUACAGAUAAAGGAGCACCUUUGCAAAGCCCACAGCUACACCAUGGUAGAGAAAAAGGAGAGUUUGAUUUGUUAGAAUCUGACGAAAUAAAGAGUGGUGGAAAUGAUGCUGUUAGAUCAGAUUCAUCUGGGAAUAAGCAAAUGUCUGCUGUAAAGCCUUUGGGAACCUAUUCAUCAGCUUUACAAGUGAAAACAAUAGAUGGCUUACAAAAUGAUACUUUGGCAUCCGGUCCUUGUGACACUAAUAGGUCGGUCUUCCUGGUUAAUGAAACCUUGCAGACAAAGACAGUUACUCCUAAGAAACUUGAAACUCCACAGAAGACCUCCAGCAAUAUCCUGCCAAAUAGCAAUAAUGAACUGAGUGUUGAUGAGACUUGUGAGAAUGAAGCCAACCAGUUCUUGAGCCAUGAAUCAAAGUCACACAAAAACUUUACUGAUGAACAUCAGCUUUCUGCUAAGACAGAACAAAUGUCUGUCAACAAAAGUGACGUGUCAAAUACCAAUUCUACAAGUCUUCAACAAGGUAAGCUUGAUCUUGUUGAGGAGCGACAUGCUAAAACCACUUUCAAGCCUGACAAACAUGCUGAUGAACUCAUGAAAGUGGCCAGUGAAUCUGUAUCAAAAGUUUUAGAUUGGUUUAAAAGAAGUUCUGGUACUGAAGACAGGAAACAUGUAUCAGCUACAUCCCAAGGCAGGGAAACCAAAGAGGAAGUGAACUUCUCAACCAGAACAGCAGUUCUUCCAACAGAACACAGCGGGCCCAGCAUGGAUGGAAAAACAGAAGUUAAAGAAGAGUUACCGUUUGGGAAGAUUAAACAAUGGAACAGUAUUUCAUCUACAUCAUUUAUUUCAGAAGAUACACAGCUGAUAAAAGAGAGGAUGAAACCUAAGAAAGGGGAAGAGAAUGAGGAGCAAAAUGACAAAUCACAAACUGGAUUUGUCUGUACAAGAGUUGAAGAAAAAGAACAUGGUCAAGAAAUCAAGCGACAAAAUCAAAUAUCAAAUCUCUUGGUACAUCAAGAACACAAGCUACCAGCUCAGAAAUGUGAAUUGGAGAAGGCAAUACGAGAAAAAAGAAGAAUAAGGGAGAUCAGAGCAUUCUGGGAAAGAGAUAAAACUACCCCCAGUCAUGGAGAGGAAGAAGUUAAUAUCAAUACUAAUGCAUCAGGUGGCUGUGCAUUGAAAGGUCUUGGAGAAAGCGACAAAAUAAAACAAACUUCAGUAUACCUACCUAAUGGAUUGGAUGAUCAAAGCAAGAAUACAUUAAGAAGUGCUGAACUAAGUUGUGCAAGCCAGGCUUCAAGAAACAACCAUCAAAACUCUUUUGAGUUUGGACCAGGCCAUGCAGUUGAAAAGCCAGAAGGAACACUUCCAUCUGGUGAAGUUCAUGAAUAUGUAGAAUUGCCAAAAGCCAGUAACUUGCAGCCAAGCGUUGGUGCAACUUCAGCUUCACCAGAAAGCAAGGACAAAGAUGAAAAAGAAGCAAUUAAAGGAAAAGUUGCUGCUUGUUCCCAACAGAAGCCCAGCUUCCAGGUUUUGUCUUUAAAAGAAAAAAUGAGUGAAAAAUCCAAGCAUCAAAUUUCAGAUCCUUCACAGUUCCAGAGUUUGAGAAACUUCUGGGAUACUGGGGUUAAAUUACAGAGUAGCCUUGAUAGGGGAGGUGUUUCUUUGCCAAAUCAUACUAGUUCAAUAAUCUAUGACAGAAAAUCAAAGGAAGAUGAAAAAGGCAGAGAUAAGCAAGAGUUAAUUCAACAACAAACCCAAACAUCGGAGAGAGAAGAAAAACAGAAAUCAGAUUCUGUGGUGUGUGAACUGCCUCUAGGAUCUCCUACCCUGAAAGGUCUCAAUGUGACACACACAAAAAAUACACACUCUGUACAGCUGGACAGAAAACCAGUUAUCUCAAAACCACAGGAAAAGAUGGAUCGUCCAGAGCAAGAAGUUAAAGAAUGUGUAGAGAAAAAUAUUGUUUCAUCAAAAGAACAUCAUGUUUCCUUGCAGUUGCUCCAAUCACCUGGCGAUAAAGAUGCUUUAAAGGAGAAAGCAGUGGAUGAUUGGCUAUGUUUACCUAUAGAAAAAGUGGAGAACAAGGCUACUCCAUUAGAAAUCAGUCUUCCUAAAGAGGAAGUUGCAGAGACUGUGGAUAAGGUGGUUCUACCUAAAGCUGAGCUUGAUGUAUUUAAAUUAGGCCUAAAGAAGUUAGAAAAGGAAGCCUCUGAGAUGUCAUCUAGCUUGAACCUAAAAGAAAACAUUUUGAAAGGGACAACUUUUCACUCAAAUCAGUGCAAAGUUUCUGAAAGAACAGUAGAAGAGAGCCAUGACACUUUUCCUGCUGAUCAAAAAGAAGAAAUAAGCAAAAGCACAGGAGAAGUGAUUGUGCCAUCAACAGAUGAGAAUGAAAACAAAAGCAGCCUCAGGAAACUGUUUAGAGAAUUUGAACCUUUCUGUCUACGACAUCAGCCAGCAGAGAAGGAUGAUGCUCUUAGGGGUUCUCGGAGGCCUCAAGCUGGUUUGCAGAACGUGCUCAGAGAAAACUUUGCAUCUCAAACUUCUGAAUAUAGAAGGCUGGGAAUGAAAACAUCCAGUGACACAAAUGGUAUGUUACACACUAACUGUAGUGUAGAAUCAACAUGCCAGGAAGAUACUGGUCAGCCUGAAGAGGUCAAUGAGACCACAGAAAAAUCUGUUGCCCCAUCCAAGGUCAGUGGCUUGAGUUCUGCUUUAGAGAAGCUCAUGAAGGAGGCCACUGAAACACCACCUCCUAAACCAAAACGUGCUGACGGCACAGUACAGAGAGCUGCUGAGAUGGAAGUUAAAAGCAUGACCUAUGAGAAUGAUGGAGAGCUGCCGCAGGAAAUCAGAGAGACCAUAGAAAAAUCUGUUGUCCCAUCCCAGGUCAGUGGCUUGAGUUCUGCUUUAGAGAAGCUCAUGAAGGAGGCCACUGAAACGCCACCUCCUAAACCAAAACGUGCUGACGGCACAGUACAGAGAGCUGCUGAGAUGGAAGUUAAAAGCAUGACCUGUAAGCAUGAUGGAGAGCUGCUGCAGGAAAUCAGAGAGACCAUAGAAAAAUCUGUUGUCCCAUCCCAGGUCAGUGGCUUGAGUUCUGCUUUAGAAAAGCUGCUAAAGGAGGCCACUGAAACGCCACCUCUUAAACCAAAACGUGCUGACAGCACAGUACAGAGAGCUGCUGAGAUGGAAGUUAAAAGCAUGACCUAUGAGAGUGAUGGAGAGCUGCUGCAGGAAAUCAGAGAGACCAUAGAGAAGUCUGUUGUCCCAUUCCCGGUCAGUGGCUUGAGUUCUGCUUUAGAAAAGCUGCUAAAGGAGGCCACUGAAAUGCCACCUCUUAAACCAAAAUGUGCUGAUGGCACAGUACGGAGAGCUGCUGAGAUGGAAGUUAAAAGCAUGACCUAUGAGCAUGACAGAGAGUUGUUGCAGGAAACUGGUGAGACCGUAGAAAGAUCUGUACUGUCCAAGGCUGAAUAUGGAGUGCUUGAUGUUAAUUUGCAGAUGCUACCGAAAGAGGUCUCUGAAACACCACCUUUUAUGCUAAAAAAUAUGAAUAAGAAAAUGCAAGGUAAAAUACAGACUAGUCAAAGUAUGCAUGCUCCACAUGAACAAGAGAGAGAUGAUCCUCAAGAAAUACAAGAAACAAUAGAAAAAACUUCUGUUUCAAAUAUUGCAAAAUUCAGUGAAUUCAGUAGCUCUUUAGAAAAACUUCUUCAAGAAGCAUCUGAAACUUCAUCUCCAUUAUCUGAAGAGUUACAUAAACAAGAAAAGUUUGGGGAUCAUAUGUUUCCAUCACAAAAAGAGACUCUAUUCAUGACAGUGUCACAGCCUUAUAAUGCUUUAAGUAGCUAUCAUACCCAGAUGAAGAUAGCUAUUAAAGAGGGAGCUCCAGAACAAAGUGUCAAAACUUCAAUAAAUGAUCUGACAGUAAGUGAAAUUGAAGCUUCUGAUCUCUCUAAAAGAAAUGGAGCUUCUAAUAAAAUAGAAGAGAGAAACAGGGCUCCAGUUGAUCCCUCUUUCUUGGAAGGAGAGACCAAUAUGAUUGCAAUCAAGCAGUUCAAGAUAAACAAAAAAGGAAGGAGAGGUGAAAUCACAUCCUUGGAUACCUCUGAAAAUAAUUCAGAAUUUAAAGCACUGUUGAAAUUCAGAAGAGCAAGCACACCACUUAAAGAUGAGAGCAACUCCCUCCAGCCAGAAGGAGCGCAACUCUGCCUGACGUCUCAGCAUGAGGAUAAUGAUGAAGAGGAAGGGGACGGCUCACACUUGGGAUCCAAAUUUUCAGAUGAAAACUCUGAUUCCCUCUCUGGAACCAGAAGUUCAAUUUGUUCAGAAGAAGAAUUAAACCCUGUUUUGAUGGCUUUGAAAAGGAGUGCAGAUAGGAAAAUGCCUUCCAAAAGUCUAGAGGACAUUCCAUCAGCCACCUCAAAUAAAGGAAAAAUAAAUAAUCCAAAGGAAGAAUUAGCUCUUAGUGCUGAAGAUGGACCGAAACCUGAUCAGCAUCAAGAGAGGAAUGAAAAUGCAGCAGGAAUCUCCACAGUGCCUUCACAGCCUGAUAAGCUGUUUUCCAAUCCUGAAAAACUGAAAGGACUAAGCAAGUCAGUACCGUCAUUCCUACAGGAAGAGAGUGAUGACAGAGAGACAGAUACAGCAUCAGAAAGCAGUUAUUCCCUUGGCAGAAUCAAGAAGAGUCCCAGCUCUCUAACCAAUCUUAGCGGCUCUUCUGGCAUGGCCUCCUUAUCCUCUGUGAGCGGAAGUCUAAUGAGUAUCUAUAGCGCAGACUUUGGCAACGUUGAUGUGAAGGGGAACAUUCAGUUUGCUAUUGAUUAUGUAGAACAGCUGAACGAGCUCCACGUCUUUAUUUGCCAGUGUAAAGACUUGGCAGUGGCAGAUGUUAAGCGGCAGCGUUCAGACCCGUAUGUAAAGACCUACCUGCUUCCAGAGAAAUACAAGCUGGGCAAACGGAAGACCUCUGUCAAAAAGAAAACUUUUAAUCCAGUCUAUAAUGAAAUACUGCGGUAUAAAAUUGAGAAAGAUCUCCUAAAGAACCAAAGUCUUAAUAUCUCUGUCUGGCACAAUGAUACCUUUGGGAGGAACAGCUUCCUUGGUGAAGUGGAGUUGGAUUUAGGAACUUGGGACUGGAAUGAUAAAUCUAACAAGCAGAUCAACUGGUUUCCACUCAAGCCAAGGACUUCAACAAUGACUCUUAACCUAGAAAAUAGAGGGGAAAUGAAACUAGCCCUCCAGUAUGUCCCACACCCUGUUGCAGGAAAGAAGACUCUACCUACUGGUGAGGUCCACAUCUGGGUGAAGGAAUGCCAUGACCUUCCUCUUCUGAGAGGCAACAGGCUCAACUCUUUUAUUAAGUGUACCGUUCUUCCAGAUACUAGCAGAAAAAGUCGCCAGAAAACAAGAACAGUGGCAAAAACUACAAAUCCAGUAUUCAACCACACCAUGGUCUACGAUGGCUUUAGACCAGAAGAUUUGAAGGAAGCCUGCAUAGAACUCACAGUCUGGGAUCACAACAAACUAGCCAACCACUUUCUGGGAGGUCUCAGGAUAGGCCUUGGAACAGGCAAAAGCUAUGGAACUACGGUAGACUGGAUGGAUUCUACUUCAGAUGAAACUGCCCUUUGGGAGAAGAUGAUGAACUCACCAAACACAUGGAUAGAAGACACGCUACCUCUCAGGAUGCUAAUGGUUGCAAAAUUGACAAAAUAAGGUGGCUUUUUAAUUGCUAGUGUUGAAAAGAAACCUUGGGAAUGAAAUUAAAGGUGUGGCGUGAAACUUGGAAGAGGAACACAGUAGCUCUUUUGACAGUCUCUGCUCCAUUGCUGUUCUGGUUUUGUGCUGCCAAAUGUCACUUUGUAUUUCAAAUUAAUUCUGCCUGCAGAUUAUGAUGUAAAUUUAAGGGAUUCUUUUCACUGAAAAUGACUUCAAGAAAGAAGGCACUUACAGAACUCAGUGGUAGAGGUAGCUGUGAUACCUGGAUGCUUGCGUUGCCUAACUAAAGCCUUGCUGAGCCCUUAAAUACUCUAAAUUACCAGAAAAAAAAUAAGAGCAAGUCACUCGUUCUGUACACUUCCCGGGUUGUUCCUGAAGUGUUUUAUUAAUAAGAUAGCAACAGGUUGCAUUUUGUUCAUGCUCAUUAGUAUGUGUCUGUAUCCUCAUUAUGCCAUGUCAGAUCUCUCCAGUGAGGAACAUGAGCACAAAGAAUUUUUUUUUCUUUUGAAAGUUGCUUUAUUUGUAGUUGUACAUUUCUCAGAUAUGAAAGUUGCUUCUAUAAUGAAAGAUGUGUUACAUGAAGCGGUACUGUCCAUGUCCUAUCUUGCAAGGUGCAGAGGACUGUUACUUUCAAUGUACUAUAAAAAAAUCAGAGUUAUAACAAGUUUGCUUAUAUAUGCGUUAAUCGCCUUGCUAGUAUACAAUCCUUACUCUUAACUGCUGAAGGCAUAGAGGGGGAAACUUUUUUUAAUACAAAUGCUACUGUAAAGGAUCUAAGCCUACCAAUUUUAGUGAUGACAAGUAUGUUGGGUAUUUAUUCUGUAAAGUGUACUCAUCUGUACCUGUAUCUAUUAGUUUGGGGCUUGCUUGGUUUGGUGGUUUUGGGGGGUUUUUUUGUUUUGGUUUGGUUUUUUUUUUCCCAAAAAGUAAUUUAUCUGUGCUUCAGCACCACCAUUAGGAGAAUGCUGGGAUGGUGGUGUUCUUGGUUUAGACAGCUUUGCAGUGUAAGAAAUAGGACUGGAAUUUGUAACUUGUAGAAAUGCAUGCUACUACAGAAAGAUUAAUGCAUAAAAUACAAAAUGUACUACUUUUUUUUUAAAUAAAAACAGCCUUAAAGUGAAAUAGGAAUUCAGUGUUUAUUAAAACCCAGUGGUUUAUGUCAGCAGCUCAGCAUGCAAUAUAACAAAAUGCAGAUGGAAAACAUUUCUGAAAAUAAAUGCCUGUUUCUUUGUUCCAACUGUGUACGUCUAACAAGCUGGUGAAAUCUUGCACCUCGGAGCUGUGAAGAGCCCCCUUCUUACCUCUAACUCAGUUGCUUAAUUUAACCAUAGAAAUUUAAAUGCUACUUGGUAUUUAUUAUACACUAUGAGUGGACAAAAGGAAAGGCGCUAUUCAACCUGCUGGGAACCCACUUUCUCUCUCAUCAACCAGGCGGUCUGUGGAGUUUACAAAUGCCAAAAGCAGUCGUCAUUCCUGAUAUCUUACUGCUUCUGGUGUUUUGGAUGAGACCAGUAGCUGCUGCAGAUCCCUCUUUGCCAGAUACCUGCAGUGUGUUACUCUCGUACGGCUGGGGAACAAUGUGCGUAUGACACUUCAGAAUGACGUACUUGUACUUACAUGGUACUAGAUUUGCAGGCAAGUGUCAUCUGCUGCGUUCUAUCCUGUAUGCAAUUUUGAUCGUUAAACUUGACAGCCAUCAAAAUAAAAUGUUUGGUUUGUGACAGUGUCAAUCUCCUUGCUUUUGGUCAAGUAGAACAUCUUCUGUCUCGCUGUUCUU